UGUAGCUUCCCUGUCCGUUAUCAAAUAUAGGACUGAUUUCCUAAACAAACGUUUUCAGCACAUGUUGACAUCGCGUCACCGUUAUCAGAUGAAAGAGCGGAUCACUAUAGUGGUCAGUGCCUGUGUUUAUGAGCUGAGACUCACAUGAGAGCCUGAUCCGUCACAUCUGAUCAUGUCUGAUUUCGAGGAGUUCGAGAAACAGCUGAGCGAGAAUCGGCAAGAGAGAGAGAGGGAGAGGCAUAAGAGGAGGAGUCGCAGUCGGUCUCCUGGUCGCAGCAAGAAACGGUGCAGCAAAGACAGAAGCAGUCGCAGCCGAGGGAAGCGCAGUCGCAGUCGAGACCGGAAGAGCCGGGACCACCGGAGCUGCUCACGGGACCAGAAGAAACACAGCUAUUCUCCACGCAGAACAAGGAAGAAAAAGAUGUGCAAGUAUUGGGAUGUUCCUCCUUCCGGCUUUGAGCACAUCACUCCAAUGCAGUACAAAGCCAUGCAAGCUGCUGGGCAGAUCCCCAGCAUUGCCCUGCUGGCUACAUCCACUAAUGCUGGUUUGGCAGUCGCACCCACACAAGUGCCCGCCGUUGGCAGCCAGAUGACCAGGCAAGCACGACGCCUGUAUGUUGGCAACAUCCCGUUUGGCAUCACUGAGGAGUCCAUGGCUGAAUUCUUCAAUACCCAGAUGAGACUCGCAGGACUGUCUCAAGCUCCCAGCAAUCCUGUGCUCGCAGUGCAGAUCAACCAGGACAAGAACUUUGCUUUCUUAGAGUUUCGAUCAGUGGAUGAAACCACUCAGGCCAUGGCAUUUGAUGGCAUCAUCUUUCAAGGACAGUCGCUGAAGAUCAGACGUCCACACGACUACCGCCCUCUUCCCGGUAUCUCUGAGCAGCCCGCUUUUCAUGUUCCAGGUGUUGUUUCCACAGUUGUACCGGACUCCCCUCAUAAACUCUUCAUUGGAGGUCUACCAAAUUAUCUCAAUGAUGAUCAGGUUAAAGAGCUCCUGACAUCAUUUGGUCCUCUCAAAGCCUUCAACCUCGUGAAAGACAGUGCCACAUCACUGUCCAAAGGCUAUGCUUUCUGUGAAUACGUGGAUAUCAGCGCGACUGACCAGGCAGUAGCUGGAUUACAUGGCAUGCAGCUCGGCGAUAAAAAGCUCAUCGUCCAGAGGGCAAGUGUGGGCGCCAAGAAUGCCAAUCCUACUGCUGUUGUAGAGACGCCAGUGACGCUCCAGGUCCCGGGACUGCAGCGCGUGCAGAACUCCGGCCGGCCCACCGAGGUGUUGUGUCUGCUGAACAUGGUCAUGCCGGAGGAGCUGCUGGACGACGAGGACUAUGAGGAGAUCCUGGAGGACAUCCGUGAGGAGUGCUGCAAGUACGGCACUGUGCGCUCUAUCGAGAUCCCCAGGCCGGUGGAUGGUGUGGAGGUGCCAGGCUGUGGGAAGAUUUUCGUGGAGUACGUGUCUGCUGCUGAAUGCCAGAAGGCCAUGCAAGCACUGACGGGACGCAAGUUUGCUAACCGCGUGGUGGUCACCAAAUACUACGAUCCAGACAUGUAUCACAGACACGAGUUCUGAGGGCAGAGAGACAACGCACCAUCU
Rhinichthys klamathensis goyatoka is the source of this 1591-nucleotide messenger RNA. Its product is annotated as splicing factor U2AF 65 kDa subunit-like. Gene Ontology annotation, cellular component: U2AF complex; nuclear speck; commitment complex. Lineage: Eukaryota; Metazoa; Chordata; Actinopteri; Cypriniformes; Leuciscidae. The coding region runs from base 173 to 1567 and encodes 464 amino acids. Gene Ontology annotation, molecular function: pre-mRNA 3'-splice site binding; poly-pyrimidine tract binding. The transcript is spliced from 11 exons. Gene Ontology annotation, biological process: mRNA processing. The record is from RefSeq and is a predicted model, not a curated record.